AUGCCCCGAGGAUUCGGAGGACGUGGCGGUGGUGACCGCGGUAGUGGCAGCCGCGGCUUUGGAGGCCCCCGUGGCGGCCGCGGUGGCGGCGGCUUCGGCGGCGGCCGCGGCGGCGGUCGAGGUGGGGGCCGUGGCGGUCACAUGUCCGAGCCUGACCCGCCGGAGAACGUGGAGGAGGUCGGCACCUUCAUGAACGCCGCAGAGGGCGAGUUAGUUUACAAGGUUACGGCGCACGGUGUGGUGCCGCGCUUCAACGCCUUUGUGUACACCGAGCAUAAGGCGAAGAUCGGCAAAAUCGAAGAGAUUCUCGGGAACACAACGGAUGUCAUGUUUUCCGUGAAGCCAUCGCCUGGCGUGCAGGCGGCGUCCCUCAGCGAGGGCGAUAAGGUGUACAUUUCGCCUACGCAGUUUACGCCUCUCCGUCUCUUCACCGAGCCGCCGAAGCCGCGCGGUCGUGGUGGUCGUGGCGGUGGGCGCGGCGGUGACCGUGGUGGUCGUGGCGGCGUCCGCGGCGGCGACCGUGGUGGUCGCGGCGGGUUCGGCGGCCGCGGCAGCUUCGGCGGCAUGGGUGGCGGCCGCGGCAGCUUCGGUAGCGGUGGCCGUGGAAGUUUCGGUGGUCGUGGCGGCGGCCGUGGUUUUGAUGGUCGUGGUCGCGGGCACUAG
Messenger RNA from Leishmania major strain Friedlin, 663 nucleotides. RefSeq names its product putative nucleolar protein family a. The transcript has a single exon. Gene Ontology annotation, molecular function: box H/ACA snoRNA binding. The record is from RefSeq and is a predicted model, not a curated record. The coding region runs from base 1 to 663 and encodes 220 amino acids. NCBI's taxonomy places the organism in Eukaryota, Euglenozoa, Kinetoplastea, Trypanosomatida, Trypanosomatidae. Gene Ontology annotation, biological process: snoRNA guided rRNA pseudouridine synthesis; ribosome biogenesis. Gene Ontology annotation, cellular component: box H/ACA snoRNP complex.